AUGACAUUCCCUCUUCCUCCUGCCCGCGAAAACCAAGUGUACGUGACCGUCUCGCCCCUGGCCGGCGGCUACAUAACUCUCGCAGACCACUUCUUCGUCUCGCCGGCGGAGCCAAACGCAGCCCGCACAGUACCUUCUCUGUCCUUCCUUAUCAAACACCCAGGACCGAACAAGUUCUCCUCCAAAACUUCAAGACCCUUCCACCUCAUGUUCGACCUCGGCCUACGCCGCUCCAAAGACCGCUACCCGUCCGCUUUACAAGCUCACCUGAAAAGUCGAGAACCUCACCAUCUGGAACCGGGUGUAGCAGCGCAACUUUCCGCCGGCGGACUAGAUCCGGGAGAUGUAGACAUGGUGAUAUUAAGUCAUGUGCACUACGACCACCACGGCGAUCCGGAGGAUUUUCCCAACGCACAAUUCCGAGUCGGGAAGGGUGCAUUAGAUGUACUAGAACACGGGCUCGGAGCGGGAGGCAGUCAUCAGCAUUUCGUGCCUGGAACACUUCCUUCCGACCGGACGCAGGAGCUCUCAGAUCCAGCGGUGAGAGGGGAGUGGAAGUCUAUGGGUCCGUUUCCGGCUACGUUGGACUUAUUUGACGACGGGAGUGUGUUUGUGAUUGAUAUGCCGGGCCAUCUUCCCGGACAUGUGAAUUUACUUUGUCGAACGGAGGGCGAGAGGUGGGUGAUGUUGUGUGGUGAUGCGUUUCAUGAUCGGAGACUUUUGACGGGGGAGAAGGAGAUUGGGACGUGGGAGGGGGAGGGCGGGAGGAGGCUUUGUAUUCAUUGUGAUGAGGAGGGGGCGAGGAGGAGUAUUGGGAGGUUGAGGGAGUGGGAUCGGGUGACGGGGGAGCAGUGUGAGUUGGUGGCGGCGCAUGAGGAUGCGUGGUGGGAGAGGAAUCGGGAUAAGCAGUUUCCUGGAGUGCUGUAG
Zymoseptoria tritici IPO323 is the source of this 927-nucleotide messenger RNA. RefSeq lists its product as uncharacterized. The coding region runs from base 1 to 927 and encodes 308 amino acids. The record is from RefSeq and is a predicted model, not a curated record. The transcript has a single exon. NCBI's taxonomy places the organism in Eukaryota, Fungi, Ascomycota, Dothideomycetes, Mycosphaerellales, Mycosphaerellaceae.